Messenger RNA from Pipra filicauda (Wire-tailed manakin), 6711 nucleotides. It is a transcript of the gene ETFBKMT, whose product is annotated as electron transfer flavoprotein subunit beta lysine methyltransferase. The record is from RefSeq and is a predicted model, not a curated record. Gene Ontology annotation, cellular component: mitochondrial matrix. The transcript has 4 exons. Gene Ontology annotation, biological process: peptidyl-lysine trimethylation. Gene Ontology annotation, molecular function: protein-lysine N-methyltransferase activity. Bases 292 to 1095 code for a protein of 267 amino acids. NCBI's taxonomy places the organism in Eukaryota, Metazoa, Chordata, Aves, Passeriformes, Pipridae.
GCCCAGCACGACGGGCUCGGCGGAGGUCCCGGCCUUCCCACCGCUCCAGCCGGGAGCUGCCCGUGCCCCCCGCAGAGGGGAGCCCGGCACGGGGGGUGCGGGGGUGGCGGCGGGGCGGCCCCGGUUUGCCCCCCUCGCUGAACCGGGCGGCCUUCGGCCCCGGGAAUUGUCAUCCAUCGCUAUGAAAAACGACAUCCUGUGAGUUUGUUUCAAGCUUUCUGCCUCAUCAGCCUGCUUCAGAUAAGCUGUGCUCUGAGCUCUCCUGGGGAGGGUUCGUCUCCUUGGAGAAGCAUGGCCUUCCAUGGCUGGAAGUGGCUCCUCCUUUUGGACAGGCAGAACUUCUUUGCCAAAGCUUGGAGUAGCAGGAGGGGAGGCUGGAAGCGCUGUUGCCAUUGGAGUGCUGGCAAGUCUCUGGACCCCGAGGUGAAAGCAUUUUUGGAGGAGAACACGGAGGUCACCAACAGCGGGCACCUCACACCAGAGAUACGGCUGCGCCUCCUCACCCCUCGCUGCAGGUUCUGGAGAGAAAAACCCGACCUGUGGCCUUACGGGGACCCAUUCUGGGCAAUUUACUGGCCAGGAGGCCAAGCCCUCUCCAGGUACAUUUUAGAUAAUCCCCGCGUCGUUAAGGGACGAUCAGUUUUGGAUCUUGGAAGUGGAUGUGGAGCAACAGCAAUAGCUGCUGUGAUGAGUGGGGCAUCCCAAGUCCUCGCUAAUGACAUCGACCCUAUUGCAGGAGUGGCAAUGAUCCUGAACUGUGAACUGAACCACCUGAAUCCCUUCCCCAUCACCAUUAAGAACAUCAUUAAUUCAGAGGCUGGCAACUGGGACCUCAUUGUUUUAGGAGAUAUGUUUUAUGAUGAACAACUUGCUGAUGGUCUGCAUCAGUGGCUGAGGAAGUGCAUCAGGAUACAGCAAACUGAAGUGCUGAUUGGUGACCCUGGCAGGCAUCAGUUUUUAAGCCACAGCAUUCACAGUCAUUUGCACAAAGUUAUAGAAUAUUCACUUCCCGAGUACACUAGACAAGAAAACCAUGGAUUAACAUCAAGUAUCGUCUGGAGUUAUCAGCCCUCAAAUGGCUCAGAAGACUGUUGAAGUUGGCUUUGUAAGGAAUUUUGUCUUGCUUGGUUAGCUUUGUAGUGAGUAUGUAAAAAGAAAAUGGGAAUGAAACACAGUACAUUAUUUGUUAAUGUAAAGCAGAUUCCUGUACCUUCACUGAACUGAUUUGUCAUACUCACUGAGGCUUUUGCUCCAUUUGAGGUAAAAGCUACAUGCAAACUGUAUCCAGAGGGCCUGCACUGAAGUGCAGACCCACAGAUGAAUCACACAUAAGAGUUUGCAUGCUUGAUGUUUUUCAUGUAUAUUUGUGUCUUGCUCUCUAACAGUACUGUGAAAUGUUUUGGAUGUCCAGUACACUGCUGUGGGGAGAGGGCCAUGGCUGACAGACUACUGCACUGCUUUCACAGACUUUUGCAGCUUAUUUAUAGAGAAAUUGUCAGUGUCCUUCAUAAAAUUCUAAAUCAUAAGAGAUUAAUAGUUCUUAAUAUGCUCAACUUAAAGUGCCUUGCUCCUUUUCUGGAUCUCUCUUCUGAAUGUCAGAGUAACUAAUUUGAAUCUCCCUUUUUUCCUCUAUAAUAAAAGCUUACUCUUCCUUCAAACUGCCUGAGUGAUUAUGUAGGAGUUGCACACAAACCUAAAAUAGCUUCUUGACUGGUAGCCAGUGUAGAAGUUUUUAGUAAGUGGAAAGUACCUAAACAGUACUAGCUAUGGGGUAACUUGAUCAUCUAGAGAGUAGGGUGAAAUUACCUACAUAUCUGAACUUUGCAAGGGUAAACCAGGCAAACUAUCACCUUGGGAAGCUGCUGAGGGAUGGAGAAAUCUUUCCUUGUGUGACAAACAGAAUAUAACUAAAUAAAAACAGGGAAUAAAAGUCUGAUAUAAUUAUUUUGCUCUUCUCUUGAGGAGAUGCUGGACAACAAGCUCUAGAAUUAUUCUCAGUUACAUCUGCCAAGAAAGAACUGUCUGCAGGGUCAAAAAAACAUUGUUCCACAGGUAAGAGGCUGUAACUGCAGCCAUUUGAAGAAACCACCACUGUUUUCAAAGCAGUCUUGCAAGAACUGUCCCCUUUAGCAGUCAAUUACUGAAUAACCAUUGAUGGGGAACUAAUACCUGCACAACCAACAGAAUGCACUUACAACUAUUCAAAUACCAGGUUAUGUGGUAGAAGCUUAUAAGUGUGAACAAGUAUGUGGUAAUCACUCAGAAAACCAUGGUAUUUAUGAAGCAGGAGGCUUAAGAGCACAGUCAGAUGUACAUGUUAUGUAAUUUAACAAGUUUCCAGAACUACCCAAACAGAUGUCUUACAAACUUUAAUCACCUGAACAAUAUGUGAAUAUUCUGCAGUGCUCACCCAACAUUUUGCAACAGUAACAAUAUCCAAACAAUACAGAAAUAGGAAGUGGUAAGCACAUACAUGAUGUUCUUCUCCCACUUCACCCAGUGCUUGCCAACAUUUGUUGAAAAUUACUGUGAUUUAACCUGAAUCAAAAAAUACUCCAGUAGAGUUAUGCAAGUAAGAAACAUGUAAAAGUUCUACUGGGGAAGGAUUUAAAGUGACUUACAUUAAACUUUCAAACCUAAAAAUGUGGUGUUAACUCGUUGCCCUGUUGUACAGAUUUUUUAAGCACUAAGUUAGACAUUUAGAAGAGGCUGUAGGGGAAAAUGGUAAAUCUACACGCCCAUUUAAGGACACACUAUAGGCUGCAUUUGCCUUCGACAUAACAACAUGACAAAUCCAAGGUUACAUUAGCAAGGGGGGAAAGGACAACUUUGCCAGUGAGGUUAGCAGUAGUAUUGUCCCACAGGCAAUUUUUUUUAAGUGUCCUGUGCUAUUACAGAGUUUGGUGGUCUUCCACCUCUCGCUACUGUACAUAAGCUUAAUUUGUAACUUUCUUUCUGGAUGUAGCACUUGGGAGUCUGGUGGCCACCACUUUGUAACAUAACAUGAAUUGUUACGUGCCAGCAACAGAGUGAGGGAACUGGACUUGUUCAGCUUGGAAAAGACAGGGCUUCAAGGAAGGUCUGAGCAGCCUGACCACACCUAUGAGGAGGCCAUCAGGAUGACAGCCAGGCUCUACCAGCGAGAGGAAGGGUGUUGACACAAAAUAGGGUCAAACAGGACAGAAGGAAAAAAAUUUCAGCAUUAAUACAGUCAAGCAGUGGAACAAGUUGCCUCAAAGGGUUGUGAAGGCUCUGUACCUUCAGUUUUUCAAGACUUGGCUGGAUAAAGCGUGGACUAAGCUGGUUUGAGCUUUGAGCUGGCCCUACUUUGGGCAGGAAGUUAUACUUGAAACCUCCCAAGGCUCCUCCCUUCUUCAGUUAACUUUCAAUUCCACUUAGUCUUUUUGUGGCAACCUUCCUGAAACCAGGAAUGCUUUACCCAUUGGACACAAUUACUGAGCCUCUCAUUGCUGCUGCCUAAUCAGCUAGAUGGAUCAAUAUCAAAAAUAGUGCAAAACAAAUUUACUGCCAACUCACGUCCAAGAGUUCAAAGGAAUGAUGGGCCCUGAUUGAUACCAGGGACUACACAGGGUAUAAAAAUAAACUUAGCCAAAAAAAAGGAAUAAAACUUGGUAGAUUAGGUUAUUAAUCUAUCCAAUGCAAGGAUCUGCUGCAGUUACAGCUUUCAGAUGCUUGUGGAUAAUGUAGCGAAAUCAACUCCUGUUUGCAAGAAUGGUUUGUGCUGGUGCAGCUGUACCUAGAGGGAUCACAGUAACACACUCAUCACUGGGCUGAGCCAUGGUACUCCAUGCAACAAGAGUAAGGGAUUUAGGCACUGGAGUUGGAAAAUUAUGCUUUUAGUUACACUUGAACAACUUUUCUAAAUAGAUUUGCUCUUUCAUGAACCAUAUAAUCACAAGAACGAGAUCCUUGUCAGACAUCAUAAUAUCCUUUAAUAUUGGCUGCAACAUGUAUCUUCCAUGCAAUUUGCUUGAACUUUGAAUAGAUUAGUAGAAGACUGGUUUAUUUCUGCAACACUUAAAAUAAGUGUGGCUAUGACAGGUGUUAAAUUGUAAAGUAAACAUAUUCAUUAUAGUUGCCUAAACUCAUAAGUUUCCAAAUGUCCUCAGGAUUCAUCUAAGACCACCCUAGCUAAACCCUUCUACUUCCACAUAGAGUAUCAACCUAGUGUGCUCCAUGCCCUGUACAAUGCUAAAAUUGCUAGCAUUUAAGAAGUUUAAUGCAGAAAUCACAGAAUUCUCAUGAGAGAUUAUGCUGGUUCAAGAAAGCCAAUGAACAUGACUUGUAACUGUGAUGAGACCACUGCUCCAUCAUGUAAUCAACUCAUUCUACAAUUCAAAAAUUUUUUCUUUAAUAUGACUAUAAUUAAACAAUACAUUUAUUGUUAUUUUCAGCUUCUGGGGGACCCUGGAUAUAUAAUAAACUGCAUACAGCAGAACACAUACUCUACUGAACUCUACCAUCCUGAGAUUUAUAUACUCAAACGCAAAAUUUGGUCCUAUUUCACUCACAGCUAUGCUUAUGAGUACCAAUGUUUUGUUCCCUAAAAGGAUUUUCAUGUAGAAACGUAGGCAAAAGCCAGAGCAAAUUAAGUAUUUGCCCAUAUACAAAACUCUUUUACAGGUCAUAGCUACUACUCUGAAAUUUGUAAAGUCACCAUAACAAUUCCAAAGCAAGUUUAUGUUCACACAUUUACAGACUGUAGCUUUGGAUACAUAAAAAGCCAGCAAGUAUUUGAUGGUAAGUAAAACCAGAAAUCUGCAGCAUCAGUAACAUCAGAAGAAAGGUGCCUACAUUUUUCAUUCCAGAUCUAGCAGAAGUACAUGGUGAAAGGAGAUUGUUACUACUAAAAAUACAUUUGUAUUGCUCUUAAUGCCACCUCCAUUCACCUGUUCUGUCUGAUGACUUUUGUCAGAUUUAACUGCCAACUUUACAGACACUUCUGUGUGAGUGUCAAUGAUGUGUUUAGGCUUGGUACUUUUAGUUGCAAGUACCUUCCCAGCCUACAAACUCAGAGUUACUUAAAGUGGGUCUGUACAUGUAGCUAAGUUGCUAAAGGAUGCCAAGGAGCAGCCAAGCCUGAUACUUCAAGGAGGCUGAGCUAUGGCUCAGUGUAGUGUUAAUUACAGUUUAACUUUCCUCUUAAUGAAGUAUCCUCAGCGAUGCAAAGAGAGACAGAGCUCCAAGCAGAGACAAUGGGGAAGCCCAGACUCACAGGCAAGGACUGGAAUAGCAACAGAGACCUCCAGUGGGAACCAGGAGGGACACAAUCUGGUGGUACAAAAGUCACCAGCUGGUUCUCCAAGGUGCUUGCUUGCUGAAAGGGCUCUCCCAUCUGUAAACUUGACACUCAUUUGUACAGGAUAAAUAAUCAGUAAACAGUCCAUGUGACUUGCUUGAUUUUGUUUGAUAUGAUGAGCUCCUCUAAAACAUCUCGGGAGCGAUCUGCAAAAGAACGAAGGACUUUCUUGUUAUUGAUUCAGAACACAUACAGGUGGUGUUCAGAAAUAAGCUACACAACACAGCAAAGUAAUUCAAUUAUACACCUGCAUUUAUGCUUAUUUUGCUGUUACAAUAUCACACUUCAGAUACACCUGUAGUAAUCCAAAACAACUUGUUUCUUUCUCCAAUCACCUAACUAUAAAGCAUCACCAACCAACAGGACUUAAAAAACCCACGGGCUAUCCUACUCCAUUCCACUGUUUCUUGAAUGGGUGCUGUUCCAUGCUUUUGGAAUAGAGUAGGGAUUUAAGAUGCUAACAUUUUUCUGAAGUCUUUGGAUCUUCAUCAGCAUGCUGAAGGCAGAAAAAGGGACAUUAAAAAAAAAAAAUAAAUCUAAUUUUCAAAACAACAACAAAAAAAUCCCUCUCUGAAGGUUGCAUAUUUCAAAGCAAAACUCUCAUCCUGCUUUGAAAAAUCUCAGCGCAUGAUUAUUUUAUCUACUAAGUUAUUAUUUGUUUGGGAUUAUUUACAAUGUAUAGCGUGCUCUUCCAGAGAGCAAGAAGGUACUAUCAGCAAGAAAUUACUCUUCUCACUCCCUGCAUGAUUUGACCUACCUGUUAUCAGUGGGCAUCCAUGGAACAGAAAAAUGUGUAUCUUCGGACAACAAUUAAGGACGGCUUCCACGGCGACAUCGGUCAGGUUCACACAGCGCUCCAUGUGGAUCUCCUGGUAUGAAAAUAGUAGCAACAAAAGCCUGUCACAGCACCCAUAGUUUUAGAGGCAGACCUUUCCUUUGCCCAAGCAGUUUGAGAGAUCCCCACUCACACUCCUCUGUGCACUGCCCCUGUAUGUGGUCUUACACGGACCGGGAAAAUACCCUCAGGAAAAACAAAACAGCUUUUCUAUGAAGAGUCAAAACUGAAAACUUAUAUCGGAGUUUUCCCAAUAUGCACAUAUCAUUCAAGACAACUGAGAAAACUCUUCAAUGACAUUCCAUGGUGUUUGAGUCCCAUCACUUUUCCUAUGACACACGCUCUCCUAGCAGUUUGUUGUCCAGGACCCAAACUGAAUUCUGGUGUUUUCCAAAACAGGCAGGACUCAUGAGUCUCUGGUGAAGUUUCUAAUAUCUAUCUACAUGGUUCCUAAAAGAAGUCUAAAAGCUUCUUCAAGACUAGACUAAAACCUUUCUCUGGAGUUGUAUAACUAUUACCUCUUGUUUGUGCUAGAAAAAGAAAAUCACAAUAAAUU